AUGAUCGAUGUCCGACUAAAUUUCAAGCAGCACGCUGAGCACUUGAGUAUCAAGGCGUCUGGAGUCAGAUCCAGCCCAUCGUGCCUCAUGCCCAACAUAGGAGAUCCGAAACAGAGAAGACGAGCAUUACUGUCGUCGGUGAUCAGGUCAGUGCUAACCUACGGCAUUGCCAUCUGGGCUGAUGCAUUGCAGUUGCAGGAAUCACGGCGGAGAAUUACUCCAGUCUAUCAACUGAGUGCUCUGCGGGUUACGAGCGAUUAUCGUACGGUAUCCGACGACGCAGUGUGCGUCAUCGUUGGGAUGCUCCCCGUAGAAGAAUUGGCCGAAGAACGAAGGUCAUUGUAUAAGCGGAGGAAAUCUGGGACACUGAGCGCAGCAGAACUUAGCGCAGACGAGAGGCGAAAGAGUCUGCAGAAAUGGCAGGAGAAGUCGGACAAUUCAUCAAAAGGAAGAUGGACUCAUCGGCUGAUCCCUUAG
Molecule: messenger RNA, 477 nt
Organism: Diachasma alloeum
Lineage: Eukaryota; Metazoa; Arthropoda; Insecta; Hymenoptera; Braconidae
Exons: 1
Coding region: 1-477 (158 amino acids)
Source: RefSeq, a predicted model, not a curated record